Messenger RNA from Dromiciops gliroides (monito del monte), 1840 nucleotides. Its product is annotated as leiomodin-1-like. Gene Ontology annotation, molecular function: actin binding; tropomyosin binding. Bases 80 to 1840 code for a protein of 586 amino acids. Gene Ontology annotation, biological process: muscle contraction; myofibril assembly; pointed-end actin filament capping. The transcript has a single exon. Lineage: Eukaryota; Metazoa; Chordata; Mammalia; Microbiotheria; Microbiotheriidae. The record is from RefSeq and is a predicted model, not a curated record. Gene Ontology annotation, cellular component: striated muscle thin filament; myofibril.
UCACCCAGCAGCCCAGAGCCCCCCGCCCUCCUCCAUACACUCGCACACAGCGCUUUGAGCUGAGCCCCAUCUCUUCAAGAUGUCCAAGGUAGCCAAGUACCGCAGGCAGGUGAGCGAAGAUCCUGAUAUCGACAGCUUGCUGUCUACGCUGUCUCCGGAGGAGAUGGAGGAGUUGGAGAAGGAGCUGGAUGUGGUGGAUCCAGAUGGGAGUAUUCCCGUGGGGCUCCGGCAGAGGAACCAGACGGACAAGCAGUCCACAGGCUUGUACAACCGUGAAGCCAUGCUCAAUUUUUGUGAGAAAGAGACCAAGAAACUCAUCCAGAGGGAGAUGUCAAUGGAUGAAAGCAGGCAAGUGGAGACCAAGACAGAUGCCAAGAAUGGAGAUGAGAGGGGCAGGGAUGCUGGUAAAAAAGUCCUUAGCUCCAAACGGGACUCAGAGCUGGGAAAAGAACAGAAGAAGGACAGUCCAAAGAUAAGCCGACAAAGAGAAAAAGAUGAAGCAGAUGGCAAAAGUAAAGAGAGGCUGAAGGAUGACAAAGUACUGAGGGGGAUAGACAAGGGCAGGGUCAAGGCUGCUGUGGACAAGAAAGAGACAGGAAAGGAUGGGAGAGAAGAAAAGACAGCAGCAUUAAAGAAAGACGAUGAAAAGAAGGGGAUUGAAAAAAGCAGGAGUGUGAACAAAGAGAAGGAGAAGAAGGGAGAGGACAAGAGUGACACAGUGGAUAAAAAAAAGGAGGAAGAGAAAGUGAAGACGGGGAGUGGCAAAGUGGAGGCCAAAAAGGAAGAUGGGAAAGUUAAGAAGGGGGAGCCCGCUACUCAGAAGGACCCCAAGGAUAACGCUGAUGCCAAGAAUACUAACGCCCCAGAGCCUGAGAAGCCCACCCCCAGUAACCCUGCCAAGGCCCCAGAGCCUGAGAAGCCCACCCCCAGUACCCCUGCCAAGGCCCCAGAGCCCCCAGCAAAAGCAGAAGAGGAAGCAGCCCCCAGCAUAUUUGAUGAGCCUCUGGAAAGGGUGAAGAACAAUGACCCGGAGAUGACCGAGGUAAAUGUCAACAACUCGGACUGCAUCACAAAUGAGAUUUUGGUCAAAUUCACCGAGGCACUGGAAUUCAACACUGUGGUCAAGGUGUUUGCCUUGGCCAACACCCGGGCAGACGACCACGUAGCUUUCGCCAUCGCUAUCAUGCUCAAGGCCAACAAGACCAUCACCAGCGUCAACCUGGACUCGAACCACAUCACUGGCAAAGGCAUCCUCGCCAUCUUCCGGGCUCUGCUCCAGAACAACACCCUGACGGAGCUUCGCUUCCAUAAUCAAAGACAUAUCUGUGGAGGCAAGACCGAAAUGGAGAUCGCCAAGCUCCUGAAGGAGAACACCACACUGCUCAAGCUGGGCUAUCACUUUGAGCUGGCAGGCCCCCGGAUGACCGUCACCAAUCUGCUCAGCCGCAACAUGGACAAACAGAGGCAGAAGAGGCUGCAGGAGCAGAAACAGGCACAGGGUGUGGGCGGGGAGAAGGACCAGCUGACAGUCCCCAAGAUUGGGGCCCUGCCCAAAGGCUCCCCAAAGCCAUCACCACAGCCCUCUCCAAAGCCCUCCCCGAAGAACUCCCCCCAAAAGGGAGGCACUCCUGCUGCCCCACCCCCACCCCCACCUCCCCUGGCUCCACCCCUCUUGCCAGAGAACCUGAGGAAUUCCCUUUCUCCAGCCACUCAAAGGGAGAUGGGAGAUAAGGUCCUCCCAGCACAAGAGAAGAACUCCCGGGACCAACUGCUAGCUGCCAUCCGUUCCAGCAACCUCAAGCAGCUCAAGAAGGUGGAAGUGCCCAAGCUGCUUCAGUAG